This is a messenger RNA of Aspergillus novofumigatus IBT 16806, 5316 nucleotides long. Its product is annotated as putative NF-X1 finger and helicase domain protein. The transcript is spliced from 22 exons. The coding region runs from base 1 to 5316 and encodes 1771 amino acids. Gene Ontology annotation, biological process: regulatory ncRNA-mediated heterochromatin formation. The record is from RefSeq and is a predicted model, not a curated record. Gene Ontology annotation, molecular function: zinc ion binding; helicase activity. NCBI's taxonomy places the organism in Eukaryota, Fungi, Ascomycota, Eurotiomycetes, Eurotiales, Aspergillaceae. Gene Ontology annotation, cellular component: nuclear RNA-directed RNA polymerase complex; nucleus.
AUGAGCAAGACGAGUCCUCCACACUCAUCAACCUCGCAGACGCCUCCGGCCGCAUUCGCCAGCAAGCAGAGAGCUAUACUUUGGAUCUUCAGGAUUUGCAGGGACUUUGCCAGAAGGGGAACGUGUUCCUUCAAAAACUGCAAGCGAGAUGACGAUCGACCAAAACGAGACACGAGACCCAAAAGACCAGAACUGUCAGAUUCAGAGAAACAAUUUCGAUCCUGGAAGGAUACCAUAACCACAGACAUUCGUGCAUCUCGACCAGAUGCUCGACAGUUUAUCGAAGUUGACGCUGGUCUUAUGCAAGGAACGGGAUUGGAACAUAUUCGAGAUCUUUCGAAGGCAAAGGAAGCAGUCUUCCGGUCACAGGUCCUUCCUCUGCUGGAAACCGUCUCGCACCCUAAGGUUUUAUCGUCGCUGAUCUUGGAACAAGCAGUGGGAACUAUUUUCAAUGUGCUGGCAGCGCUAUUCCUAAGCUCAAUAUGCGAUGAGGAAACAGCCGUGGAGUGGUUGGAGAUUUCACUCCUCGUGUUUGCAAAAAUUGUCGAUCUAAACUCCACCGCAUUCCAGCUUUUUCUCCAGAUGACCGAGGGUGGCCUGGCGAGCUCUCUCCACCACUCGCGCAAUCUUCUCGAUCACCUUCUACGCCGAUUGGAAAUUGGCAGCUUCCUACCAUCUGCACCUGCGAACGAUAAGCUCAAAUCAUUUACGGUACAUCGCGAACCGCCCGGUGGCAGACAUGACAAUGACCAUGCCGAUAUUAUUCAGAGUUCGCGUAUCGAAUACCUGCCGGUCAAUGAUCCUGGUCAGUGGCAUGUGGGUGGUCUGGACGGUUUGGAAGAUACGAUCGGUCAGCUGCGAGAUGCUAUUCACCAGGAGCUCAAGGGGUCACAGGGACCAGGCGGACGGAUUUCCCAGGUUCGGACACACAUCUACUUUGACAAAUUCCUUGGCUUUCAAUUCAAGGUUCAAUUCCCUCAACCGCCACAUGACCGGGAAAACUGGUGGCAGUUGUCGAAGCGUUUGCAACCCGGUGCUCUUGUGACGGUUGUCUUCUUCAGGUCUCCCGAAAAGCAAACAAAUGCAGCAUCCCUGUGGGGAGAUGCGAAGGAAGCGUCAGUCAAGAUGACUCUGGUCGAUACGAAACCCGGCAUGGCCCUGAAUAAACGGGAUUUUUCUGUUGUCGAAUUCCCAGGCAUUCUACUGGCUGGCUUCGAACCAACCUUGCGAGCACUGAAGAAGAUCAAGGAGAACAGGGAGCUACCAUUCCUAGAGAUUCUGGUCCCGAACGGCGAUGUAGGUCCAGUCGAAGUUCCUCCUCCCCUCUAUGCGUUGAGACCCGGAUUUCGCUUCAACCUUCGUUGCUUGAUGAAUAACAAGGCCGAACUAUACAUCCAAGCCGAUAAACCGGUUGAUAUAGAAUACUUGCAACGCAACUCGACCCUCGACGGGGCCCAGGCGAGGGCCUUGGUCAAUAGCCUCCAACACCGAAUUGGCUUGAUUCAAGGGCCUCCUGGUACGGGUAAGAGCUACACAGGUGUUGCGCUUAUCCGAGUCCUCCUAGCAAAUAAGAAGCAAGGAAAGACAAAUCUUGGUCCUGUGUUAUGUGUUACUUAUACGAACCAUGCUCUGGACCAGUUGCUGGAAGCUCUCAUCGACAAAGGAGUAACGUCCCAGAUUAUACGGAUCGGUUCGCAGUCCAAGUCUGACCAGCUGAGGUCGCUCAAUCUACGACAUAUUGCAAAGGAUGCCGAGAAAACCAAGAGGGAGCGACAAGAUCAAUAUCGCCUUCAUUGCGAAACAGAGGCGUGCGAGGACAAGUUCUCCACCCUGAACAUCAACCAGGGCUUGUUAGCCACUCAUCUCAUCCCUCACCUUCAAAAACUAUAUCCGCGCUAUUAUUCUGCUCUGUUCGGUAAGGACGAGGACGGUUGGGAGAGGGUUGGGCACGGCAAGCCCAGUGACGUGAUCAGGCGUUGGGUCCAGGCUGGGGGACCAGGAGAUGAGAUACGAUCUUUCGACGUGCUCAUGUCACUAAAUCCGUCACAACUGUCGCAAAAAGAAAGAGAGGAACUGCGCCAGAUAUGGGCGAAAGAAGUCAUUAAGCUGGUGCAUGAUAAAGUCACGCAGCUCUGCUCGGCACACCGUAUAGCCAAAGCCAAUCUCGACAACGUUCGAGACGAAGUGGAUCUCCGCUGUCUGGCAGAUGCCGAUGUCAUCGGAGUCACCACGUCCGGUCUGGCUCGAAAUUUGAACAUGCUGCGAAAGCUACAAUCCAAAGUCGUGAUGUGUGAAGAAGCCGGCGAGGUUCUGGAAGCACACCUUCUCACUGCUCUGCUGCCCUCGGUCGAACACGCCAUCCUUAUUGGUGAUCACCUACAACUCCGUCCACAGGUUCAGAAUUACGAGCUCUCGCGCGAGAAUCCUAGAGGUGGCGAAAAGUACUCUCUGGACGUUUCGUUGUUUGAGCGACUCGUCGAAUCGCAGAGUGCCAUGGGUCUGGGUCUUCCGUUCAGCACACUCGAAACGCAACGCAGGAUGCACCCUUCCAUCGCCCAACUAGUUCGGAAUACUCUAUAUCCUCAGCUAGAAGACGCAGAAUCAGUGUCAAGCUAUCCUGAAGUUGUGGGUAUGCGCCGGAGACUGUUCUGGCUGGACCAUCGCGAGCCGGAGGCGGACGCAGCCAAUACGAGUCUGCUGGCGACCUCGCACUGGAACGAGUACGAAAUUCAGAUGACAAUGGCUGUGGUCAACCACCUCGUGCGACAGGGCAAAUACCAUAGCGGCGAUAUUGCUGUCAUUACUCCAUACCUGGGUCAACUCCAUCGCCUACGUCAGCUGUUCUCGCAACACUUCACCGUCACACUUGGAGAAAGAGAUGCUGAUCAGCUCGAGAGUGCUGGCUUUGAAGCUGGUGAAACUGAUGUCAAGACCACGGCGAGAGCUACUCUACUGCAGACUUUGAGGGUAGCGACCAUAGACAAUUUCCAAGGUGAAGAGGCCAAAGUUGUCGUUAUAUCGCUGGUGCGGAGUAACUCUCGGAAUCGCUGCGGAUUCUUGCGUACAUCCAACAGAAUAAACGUCCUCCUAUCACGAGCUCAGCAUGGAAUGUACAUUAUUGGCAAUUCCGAGACUUGUACUUAUGUCCCGAUGUGGGCGCAGGUCAUUGACAUCCUUCGGCAGUCGGGCAAUAUAGGAUCACAGCUGGAGUUGCAGUGUCCCCGUCACCCUGAUACACCACUCCUUGUCUCUACGCCUCACCAUUUUUUGCAGCUAUCCCCAGAGGGGCAAAAGUGCCAUUCGGAACUGCUUCACAACGCCGCGUAUUGCCCACAGCCGUGCCCUCGUCCGCGCAAAGGGUGUACUCAUCCGUGCGUCAAGCGGUGCGGUGAUCCUUGUCCUGACAGGUGUAUGGUGAAGGUGUAUAAGGAGGAUAGGAAGCUUGAAUGCGGCCAUUCGAUGCCGACUUUGCCCUGCUGGCAAGAUCAGGACUUGUCUACUGUCCGCUGCAAGGUGGCUGUUGCCAAGACGGUCGAACGUUGCAAGCACGAGAUUACGGUGGAAUGCCAUCAAGAUGUGAAAUUGGCUACUUUUAAAUGUACCGCUCAGUGUAAUGCUCUCUUGACUUGCGGACACACAUGCAAGCGGCCAUGCCACCAUUGCGUACAGCUUCUUGAUUGGGAGGAUGUCCGCAUUGACCAUGGCAGAUGUCAGCAAAAGUGCGGCCGCAAGCACUCGACUUGCGCUCACUUUUGCAGUGCGGUCUGCCAUGGCGACGAGCCUUGUCCCCCGUGUGGAGAACCAUGCGACGUGCAGUGCGGUCACUCCAAAUGUACCAAGAAAUGCCGGGAGCCAUGCACCCCAUGUGCCGAAGAGCGAUGCUUCUCCAGAUGUCCACACAGCGCGUGCACAAUGCCUUGCGCGGCCCCGUGCAACCACAUUCCGUGCUCCAAACGGUGCGACCAGAAGCUGCAGUGUGGUCAUCAGUGUCCGUCGUUAUGUGGUGAGAGAUGUCCGUCCGACAAAUACUGCCAAACGUGUGCAAGCAAAGGAAUCAAACACCAGGUUGUGGACUUUAUCCUGGGUGAGACAUACGAGAACAUCAACCUGGAUGAAAAUCCGUGCAUCUUCCCUCGGUGUGGCCAUUUCUUGACCAUGGAAAGCAUGGACGGGCAAAUGGCCUUGCAAGAGCACUACGAACUCGACGAACAAGGAAGACCCAUGUCCAUCAAGGAUUCAACGCGCCCGUUCUCCAUGGAUGAUAUCAAGACGUGUGCCACCUGUCGUGGAUACGGUCGACUUGUGCGUCGAGCGCUACUGGACGAAUCCACCAAGAAGUUCAUCCUUUAUUUGAACCGGGAAUACGUUCCUCUAGAGGAGGAGCUCGCCCGGCAGGUGAAACUAAUGCAGGAAAAAACAGAGGGCGCAAAUAGAAAAGGGCCAGUCUGGCCCGACCAUCUGCAGCUCGAGGGCUCAAUCCAGCAAAACGUCAAGACAAUGACGGAAGUAGUUCACCACACGUCCCCUGGCCGGUGGAAAGAUAUAACCAAGCUUCGCGACAAGGUCGUCGCCUACCGCAAACGAGUAGCCUUGGACGAACAGCCCUACGACCGAGUCCGCAGCAUGGUUGAAAGCACCAAACGAAGGAAGAAGACCGACGGAGACUUUGAGUUUGACAACACCAUCCUCCAGUCAAAGGGCGUCCUCCUCGCUACCGCCCUGAACCUCCGUUUCGACAUCGCCCUGCUAACCGAUUUCCUCGCCGUCAAGGACCGCGCCUCCUCGCAAACGGGCAACAUCACCAUCUCCUUCAACUUACAAGACGCACGAGACGAGUGCGCUACACUCAUCAACCUCGCAGAUACCUCCGGCCGCAUCCGCCAGCAAGCAGAGGGCUACACUUUCCUUGCACACCUCCACGCCCUCGAACGAUCCCAGACCCUUUCUCCACAAGCCGCGGAGACACACCUUGGAGAAGGGCGGGAGGCGGCCGCUCACGCGCGUUCCCUCUGCGCGCAGCACCCAACCCAGACGAGAGGUCUCCUGCCUGAUAUCGAGACCGUUGAUAGAAUGCUCCGCGACUCGACGUUUUAUGCCGUUGUGACGAACGAAGAGCGCAUGGCGGUGGUGGCGGCCAUGGCGCGCGAGUUCCAUGGCACGGGGCACUGGUAUUACUGCCGGAACGGACACCCGUUCACCAUUGGGGAGUGUGGGGGUGCGAUGGAGCAGACGGCGUGUCCCGAGGAGCACCGCGUAGCGGAGGGGGUGAUGAGGGCGGAUGAUUUGGAGGCGUCGUUUGAGGGGAUGCAUCUGUGA